GGCCGUACAUUGUUUUGCCGUUGGAGGUGAAGUGUGGUUGUCUUAUAAGCGGACAUCAUUUCGAGUGUGUGUCAGAUUGUGGUGACGGUCGGGGAGAUUUUCUACGCACAAGUGCGGCAGCGUUGACCCGUGAUUGUGAGCAAGAAAAAUGACUACCACACAAUAUCAGACCAUUGUUCAGGGAGAGGCGUCUGAGACAGACUCUGAGGAGGAGUUGUAUCUGACUUCCUCUGCCCCGGCAGCUAUCUUGCAGACUGGAACCAAAGUGGCUGGUGAAGCAUCAGAAACUGAUGAGGAGGAGGACUGUGCAAUGGCAGUGCGUGAUAUCCAGCAGGCCAUUCAGCGUGGCCUGCCACCACUGAUAGUGAUCCGGGGGGAGCAGUCGGACAUCCUGACCGCAGUAGAGGAGAAACCAGCUGUGAAGAUUCGCCACCAAGGGCGGUAUAGUACCUUGCUGCAACAGAAGCUGAGGGAAAGUAAUGGGCGUCUUCACCAGAAUGUGGAGCAGGCAGUGAAGCAGAUGUAUGAGAGUGCAACCAAGGAGAUCCGAAUCGCCACCAGCCACCUAAGCAACUCCCAGAACGGGAUAAUUAAUGCAUCGCACAGUAUUCGCUUAAUCUUGGACGAUUUGAGAUCUGUGUCAGAAAAAAUGGAUAUAAUCACAAGCUGUAACUUACUCCCUGACAUCCAGAUCCCCCCGACAACAACUAGGCUAGCACAGGUCUGAGCUUGUUUGUACAGGUAGUUGAAGUCUUAUUGCAGAUUGAAUUCCUAGGCCUUUUAAGGCGUGUUUCAGGAAAAUUUAAAGCUGUGACUAAUACUGCAAUUUGUUUGAUUGUCAAAGUGGCUCAGAUCAAUGUUGUAAGCACUUUGAGAAGAGUUAAUUUAAGCUCAGCUCAGGAAGUCUCUUAAAAUUAAACUUGUAUCGUCUUGCUACCUGUCACCAACUGUUAUGUUUUUUGCCCACCAGUGAUAUGAUUCUGGAACUUUGAGAGUAUAGUGUUUAAGUUCUAUAAGUGUUAUGAUUGGGCUCAUUUACUAUGUUUUACUAAUGCACCAAAAUUUGGAAAACUUCCAAUACACAUUAUCACAAUUAUCUGACCAAUCUCAGAUCAUGCUCUUGAAUAAUUGCCUGAAAUGUUUCCAGGUUCUCACUGCUACUGCAUACUAGUAAUUAUGUUAAGAUUUUACAUGUCAAAGCACGCUUUGAAAAGCCAACAUCUUUUGAUGGAAAAGAUUAACACCCUCUCUAUUAUGUUUAACUGACAUGCUGUGAGACAGCUGUGCAAUAGGCUCAAUUGCAGGUCUACUGAUUAAAUGUUAUGGAGUCCUUGACUGAUUUGUCACGGAGAGAUAUCAGAAUUAAUGUUAUGUAAUAAUGGAUAUUCACUGUGAUAUUAUGAAUUGAACUGGAACUGCCUUUCUAUAAUUGUUUAUAAGACUCUCAAUAUGACCAGUAAACCAAUUUUGCACUUUUUCCUUAAUGUGGUUGAGCAUUUCUGGAAGAAAAACAUGACUUAUAAAGUUAUUGCUCUCACCACUGCCAACCUUUUUCUCCUGAUAGCUGUUGUUUCUACAGGGUGUCCUUGACACAGAGCUACAGAUUGAUAAAUGAUGCUUUGAGAUGAAAGGUGCACCAGUGUGCUUUGGAGGCUGAGCAGUAGUACCCAAGGUCAAAUGAACUCUGACAUUACAAACCAAGUUUUUUGAAAUUAAUGCAGGGAAUGUGAGGUUUGCUAACUGGACCAGCAAUUAUUGUCCAGUCCUUGAGAAGAUGGUCAUGAUUUGCUGCCUCAAACUUCUGUCAUUUGGGUGUAGGUGUGCUUAUAUUACAAAAGGCCUAACCCUAACCCUCGCAAUUAUGACUUGGAAGUAUACUGUCUUUGCUUCACUAUCUCUGGAUUAAAUUCUUGGAACUACUUCCUUAAAAGUAUUGUGCAAUAAUAUCCCAUGGGCUGCAGUGGUUUAAGAAGGCAGCUCACCACCAGUUAGGAAUGGACAAUAAAUCCUGACCAAAAUUUUAAAAUUCUGUGAAUAAAUUUUUUAAAAUGCUCA
Messenger RNA from Hemiscyllium ocellatum (epaulette shark), 2055 nucleotides. It is a transcript of the gene bloc1s3, whose product is annotated as biogenesis of lysosomal organelles complex-1, subunit 3. The transcript has 2 exons. Bases 149 to 727 code for a protein of 192 amino acids. The record is from RefSeq and is a predicted model, not a curated record. Gene Ontology annotation, cellular component: BLOC-1 complex. Lineage: Eukaryota; Metazoa; Chordata; Chondrichthyes; Orectolobiformes; Hemiscylliidae.